AUGCGCGGCGAGCUGCUGCCGGGCGCGCACGUGCUGGGCUUCCUGCGGCGCGUGUGCAAGCUGCUCUUUCUGCGCGUCCGCCCGCUCAUCGUCUUAGACUGCGCCACGCCCGCGCUCAAGCACCGCACCGUCCUUGCGCGCCUUCGCCAGCGGGAGAACGCGCAGAUCUACCUGCGCUGGACAGCGGAGAAGCUGCUGCUCAACCAGGUGCGCGUGGCCAGGGGGGAGAAGGGGGUCGCAGAUGACGGCCAGUUCUCUCCCCCCCCUUCUCCUGUGUUCCGCACCUGUUUUUAUCCACCCUCCGUGUCAACUCCCCUCGUUCUGUCGCUCUUCCCUGUUCUAUCUCCCUUCCCUGUUCUAUCUCCCACCUCUGUCCUACCCCCCUUCCCGGUCCUCUCUCCCCUCUCCGUCCAACUCCUCUCCGCCUCCUAUCCCCCUCUCUUCGCCCUGUCCUAUCCCCCCCUCCGCCCUGUCCUAUCCCCCCCUCUCCGCCCUGUCCUAUCCCCCCCUCUCCGCCUUGUCCUAUCCCCCCCUCUCCGCCUUGUCCUAUCCCCCCCUCCGCCCUGUCCUAUCCCCCCCUCUCCGCCCUGUCCUAUCCCCCCCUCUCCGCCUUGUCCUAUCCCCCCCUCUCCGCCUUGUCCUAUCCCCCCCUCACCGCCUUGUCCUAUCCCCCCCUCUCCGCCUUGUCCUAUUCCCCCCUCUCCGCCUUGUCCUAUUCCCCCCUCUCCGCCUUGUCCUAUCCCCUCUCUCCGCCCUGUCCUAAAUCGAGCACGAGAAGCGCGCGUUUCUGCGCAGCCAGCGGCGGCUGCAGCCGUUCUCUGGGGGACAUCCCGCAGUGGUCGUGGUUCGCGGCGGACGAUGGAGCACGACAGCAUGUGGCCGAGGGAAGGAAGCGCGGGAGCUGCACAGGGGAACGGGAUCCAGGAGAUUCCUGCAUGA
Messenger RNA from Closterium sp. NIES-65, 939 nucleotides. The record is from the annotation of a GenBank genome assembly. Lineage: Eukaryota; Viridiplantae; Streptophyta; Zygnematophyceae; Desmidiales; Closteriaceae.